Acaulospora colombiana is the source of this 204-nucleotide messenger RNA. Lineage: Eukaryota; Fungi; Glomeromycota; Glomeromycetes; Diversisporales; Acaulosporaceae. The record is from the annotation of a GenBank genome assembly.
AUGAAUGUUACCCAUAUAGAAUUCAAACAUUUAGACUCAAAGAAAUAUAAUUCAGAGAAGAGACAGGGUCUCAAAGAAGCUAAGCUUCAAGUCCUUGACACAACUCCAAUUCAUCGCCUGGCAGAUGGCUCUGUUAUAGAUAACUCAUCAGACUCAACAGAAAAAAUAGAUAUGGAUGAACUAGCCCGUCUUAAUGUGCAGUAA